This is a messenger RNA of Thunnus maccoyii (southern bluefin tuna), 2889 nucleotides long. It is a transcript of the gene mepceb, whose product is annotated as methylphosphate capping enzyme b. Bases 608 to 2530 code for a protein of 640 amino acids. NCBI's taxonomy places the organism in Eukaryota, Metazoa, Chordata, Actinopteri, Scombriformes, Scombridae. Gene Ontology annotation, biological process: rRNA modification; snRNA modification. The record is from RefSeq and is a predicted model, not a curated record. The transcript is spliced from 8 exons. Gene Ontology annotation, molecular function: O-methyltransferase activity; rRNA (adenine-N6,N6-)-dimethyltransferase activity; snRNA binding.
GGAGAAGAGCUUAGCACGCGAUAGGUGGGCUGUGUCGUCGCUCAUGUGGGUCGGCGUGGCCUCGCAGCUGGCAUAUAAAAGCGCGGGCUUGAGCAAGAACACGGGGACACGAAACCAGCAGCUAGCAGCUAAAAGCUAACGGCUAACAGCUAACGGCUAACAGCUAACGGCUAGCCGAGGCUAAAGUCUGCUGUUUUAUUGAAGUCAUGACUCAUCAGCCCGCACACACACACUAACACACGCACGCACGCGCACGGAGAGCUCUGCGCGGGCUCGUUUUCACGCACCGAGCGGGUUUUUCGGUGUUUUGGUAGUUGUUGUUUUUUUAGGUGUGUGUGUGUGUGUGUGUGUGUAUGUGUGUGUGUUAGCUCCAUGCUAACAACUUCCUGCAUGUUAGCUGGAGGCGGCUAGCUGGAGAAGCUAACUGUUUACCUGUUUGUCUCUGUUGGUUGGUUUGAAUUAUUCAUGACGGCGCUCCGUGAUUGGUGGAGUCAGCGGCGGGGGCGGAGCUAGGGACACAUUAACAGGUCUAUUCCUGUACAGUGUGUCUUCAGACGACAACAAGCGGACACAAUCACUGAUUGGCUGAGCCGCCUACAGCUGGAAGAUGAUCAAGAUGUCAUUGGACAAAGAAAGUGUUAAAGUCAGCCCCGCUUUCCCCGCCGCCCCUGUCAGCCUAUCAGAGCAGCCACAGCUCGCUAAGACCCGCCCCCUCCGUCCUAAGAAUGGCUUACAGCCGCCCAGCAACAGUCAGAACCCGCUCGCCGCUGUGCCCGCUCAGCGGAUCGCAAAGAGGCGCUACUCCAUGGGUGUCGGCUUCAAGGGACUAGCCAAGCGCCGUCGCCGUGCCAACAGCGACAGCCAAUCAGAGCCCGUGUUACCGAGUCACUUCCUGUUGGGCGGUAACAUCUUUGACCCGCUGAACCUGAACUCGCUGAUGGACGAAGACAUCAACAGGGUGACCAAUCAGGAGACACCGAAGUGUUCGCCCCUGCCGUCACGGGGCGGAGACCCCGUAGAGAUCCUGGUUCCCCGUGACAUCACCGACCCCCUGAACCUGAAGGGAGACGGGGGGGCCAAGGGGGAGGGAGCGGGAGUCCUGCUGUCCCCCCUGAAGUCCAGGAGGAGACACAGGAACAGAGGUGGUGGUGGGUUACCUGCCCGGGUGAUCCCCCCCACCGCUCGUCUGACAGUUCCCAUGGCGACCAGAGAGGGCAGUGUUCCCGUGUCUCCUCUUCCCUGUGAACUCAACACGGCCAUCACUUGUCGAGAUGAUGUAGCCCCGCCUCCCAUCCUCCCCAGAAGACACACCCACCCCCCACCAGGCCACGCCCACAAACCUGGUAGCCUGGGAGACGGUCGCCAGAGGAGACGGCGACGCACCACCUCGACCAGGUCGGCAGACGCUGCCAUGGCAAGCAUUGUUACCACGGUAACCGCAGCUCAGUCAACCAAAUUCCAGACGCCCGUGAUGGGAGGGGCUAGAGCCAACAGGUGUGGAGGACCUCAGCCUGGCUCUGCUCAGCCGCCACAGAAGAAGAAGGAUAAACACCGCUACCAGUACGGCAACCACAGCCGUUACUAUGGCUACCAUGGUUCCUACGGCGACGGGUGGGAGGGCCGCGUGGGAGCGGAGGAGGACCCCAGGCUCCGCCUGCUGGAGGCCGAUUGGUUCAGAGACAAGAAGGUGCUGGAUGUGGGCUGCGGCACUGGUCACCUGACGCUCGCUGUCGCCCGCAGGUUUAACCCCGCCCACAUCCUGGGGGUGGAGCUAGAUGAGAGAUUGGUGCAUGCUGCUAAUCAGAACGUCAGACACUUCCUGUCACAUGACCUGGUGGAGGAGGAGAGGAGGAGGAGAGGAAUGACAUUGUUCCUCUCCUCCUCCUCUCCACCAAGGACGAAGGCAGGACAGACGUUAGAGGAGGAGGAGAAGAAAGAGGAGGUGAUGAAGGAGAAGGAGGAGGAGGAGAAAAAGAAAGAGGAUGAUGAAGAUGUGAUGGAGGAGUUCCAGCGGGCGGUGUGUCUCCUCUCCUUCCCGCUGUCCUUCAGGGUGAGUCGUGGUCCUCUCGCUGCUCCUCCUCUCCUCCUCCCUGCUCCAUCUUCAUCCUCCUCCUCCUCCUCCUGCAGGUUCCCCAACAACGUCACCUUCAUACAGGGCGACUACGUGUCAGAGCGGGAGGCGUGGCCUGGCCGGGGUCAGUAUGACGUCAUCAUGUGUCUGGGUGUCACCAAGUGGGUGCAGCUGCAGUCAGGUGACGGGGGCGUGGUCCGGCUGUUCAGACGAGCCUAUCAGAGCCUGUCGCCGGGCGGAUUGUUGAUCCUGGAGCCGCAACCGUGGAGCAGAUACAGUCACAGCAAGAGAGCCUCGGAGACGACGUAUCGUAACUACAGGAGUGUGAGGCUGAGACCAGAACAGUUCACCUGUUACCUGACUGACAGCGUUGGCUUCACCUCCUACAGACUCAUCACACACACAGGUAACCAGCGGCCCGUCUACCUGUUCCACAAAGGCUCCGCCCAGAGGAAGUGAGGUCACCGGGACGGGAUGUGACACGUGCUGUCGUCCUGCCGUUUCCACGGCAACAGCACUGAACUGUAACAGGCUGACUGGAGAGGAGGAAUCUGAUUGGUGAAGUCAGGACGACCCCUGGGCGGAGCCUCUUUAUAUUUUUGACUGUACGCUGACAGCUGAUUGGCUGAACAGUUGAGCCGCUUUGACUGUUUGAUGACAUCAUGUCACAGAGAACGAACUGACUGGACGGCAGCGUUUCUGUGAACGUGAUUGGAUGACCCCGGCUCACAAGCCGAAGCGAAGGACUCUGACCGGCGGCCGCAGACAGGAAGUGACACGUUGUUUCAAAACAUUUCAGUUUGUUUUUGUUGUUUUUG